UCAACUUUAGGCAGGCACGUCCCUGCAGAGCGAGUGAAACUGCUUUCGGUAGAAAGCAUCUCCUGACCACCCUGCAUGGCGAAGCUCUCGCAUCCUGCGAGAGGCCAGCAGCCCCGCCGCACACGCUGGGAAGCGAGCAGCUGACCCGCGGGAGGACCGAGGCGGCCGCCGGGCGGUCCCACAAUGCCCCGCACGCGCCACCCGGAGGGCGGAGAGAAAGGACCACUGCCGGGGGUGGGCUCCACGGAGGGCUCCGAGAAGUGCGCACGCGCACUGACCUCGGCGGGCCCUAGCAACCAGAGCAGUGACAGUAGCAACGGCCGGAAUGGCAAAAGCAACAACCAUCAAAGAAGCUCUAGCCAGGAAGAGAAAACCAGUCAGAAGCCAUCCGAAGCCAAAGAGAUUAAGCUUUAUGCUCAGAUUCCCCCUAUAGAGAAGAUGGAUGCCUCCUUGUCCACGCUUGCUAAUUGCGAGAAGCUUUCACUGUCUACAAACUGCAUUGAAAAAAUUGCCAACCUCGAUGGCUUAAAAAACUUGAGGAUAUUGUCUUUAGGAAGAAACAACAUAAAGAACUUAAAUGGACUGGAAGCAGUAGGGGACACAUUAGAAGAACUAUGGAUCUCCUACAAUUUUAUUGAGAAGUUGAAAGGGAUCCAUGUAAUGAAGAAAUUGAAGAUUCUCUACAUGUCUAAUAACCUCGUGAAAGACUGGGCUGAAUUUGUAAAGCUGGCAGAAUUGCCAUGUCUGGAAGACCUGGUGUUUGUAGGCAAUCCCUUGGAAGAGAAACAUUCUGCUGAUGGAAACUGGAUUGAAGAGGCCACCAAGAGAGUUCCCAAACUGAAAAAGCUGGAUGGUACCCCAGUAAUUAAAGAGGAUGAGGAAGAAGAUAACUAAGACCACGUUUUCUGCUUUGUGUUAACUUAUUUAAAUGUCAUAAGAAAAAUAGAUAAGUUUUGUAUAAUUGUCUAUUUUAAAGAUUCUGUGUGGGGCAAAAGGUUCUUCAGAUAAAACAAAUCUCUCAUUCCUAUCUUUUUUUUAAACCUAUUGAGUGUUUCUCCCCCCAAACGGUAACACCAACUUCAUAUAUCCUAGUACUUUUUUUAGAAACUCAAGUUCUCAAUUUUUUGUCUUCAGUCCCCCAGUUUUUUGUAGUAUGUGGCCCCGUCUACAAAACUUUUAUAGACCAGUCACUUUUAACAACAAAGAACAACAAAUACCGUUCUUUAUUCAGCUUGGUUAGGGUUUUUUUUUUCAGACCAGGCAUUUAAAUAUAUAUACUUAACUUUUGAAUCUGUAGACCAUCUUUCCUGAAGGUCCAUGUCCUUAUGACUCAGAAGCACAAAUGUGAUAUGCCUUUGGUUUAGAAGGCACCACAGUGACAGGAAGGUUUCCUCUUAGAAGAAAUACAGAGCAGUCCUAGAACAAAGACUCCCAAAGUCCAAUUGGAAAAGCUGUGGUGAAAAAGGAAAAAUUAAUAUCUUGGAGGCCUUAUAGCCCAUGUUAUAUUUACUUAUUUGUUUUUCUAAAAAAUGUGUGCAUUGUCAACUGGAAUUUAGCUUGUGUUUGCAUGCCUGGCCACUUGAGUCACUGUGCACAGUCAGUCAUGCUGUGGUCUGGGUCAGUGGUGAAAAUGACGUCCAUGAUCAUUCCUUUGACCACUACUGUGGUCAUGUUAUUCAUGUGGACCUGACUUUAGGCACACUUUUUGGUUUAUAGUCCCUUAUAUGUUAUAUAAGGGAAUAUAUGUAAACAGUAGUUAUAUUUGAAUUCCUAGUGUAAAUGUUGGCUAUUCAUAUAUAUCAGAAUUUUCUCCAAUAACUUUGUUCUGUUGACCUUCAUGUUGGGAGAAGUGGUUGCUAUAAAUAAGGAUAUAGAACUUAAAAGACUGCAUCUGAUACCUUUCAGUAGAUUAAAUUUAGAAUCUCAAAAUAUAUUUUUAGAAUGUUUCUAAGUUAGACAGCUCUUAAAAUGAAUUAUGUAAGUGAUUACGGAGGGAAAAGAGAAGAGAUAUUUCAUUAUGGGAUCCCAGGCAAAUGGCAAUAUUUUUGGAGAUUGCCUUCUCUAUGAAGCAUGGUAGGUGAUUUAACCUCAAAAUUGCAAAGCAAUAGUUGGAUACAGAGCUUAGAAUUUGUAAGGGAAAAAAAAAAUCCUUUUGGAAAGUACCAGGUAUAGUAGUCAGUAACCAGAGGAAGUUCUUAGCAAGUCAUGACUGAAUCACAGAUUGCAGAAAAGAAGUCAGAGGCGCUCUGCCAAAUUGUGCCUAAAGUCCCUCAAACAGAGACUGAUUCUUAUUUCCCCAUUUACUUGUGUAAAAUCAGCCAGAGGGGAGAGUCAGUUUUUUUUAAAAAGUGAUUGCAUAGUCCUAAGUUUCAGAAAAUUUCAGCUAUCAUUUAAGUGGGAAUUACAUGAUUUCUCUGAGUCACUCUGAUCUAAAGGGACCACUGCUUUGACAAUCAAUACUAAGUAUAAACAGCAAGAGGAAAAAUGAGUCCAACACUUUUUUUAGCUUCCUUUUUGUUCUUCCUCAUAAUCUGACAGGAAGAAAUCUUUACUCUGGCUUAUACAUUCAAAGCCUUUGGGUACUUCUUUUGUGAACUGUAGACAAUGAGUAUUCCCCAUGGUGAUUUUUAAGUCCCCCAAACUAGGAGGGAAGACGAUCUUCUUUGGUUGUAGUUUACACUUCACCCAGUAGGCAAGCUCGAAGCCAUUUUACGAUGUAUGGAUAUAUUUUCAAAAGUUACUCUGGAAGUGAAUGUAAUAGGAAGGGAUGACUUCAUAUUGAAUCUGUAAAAUGGCUUACAGUGUUGAUGUGUGGUUUUCUGAAUUUUAUAAUAUAGAAACUAAUUUUCUCUGCUUCUCCUUGUUUCUUAAUGUCUUCAAUCACUAAUAGUUCUCAAAGAAAUGAAAGGUGCUUUUCUGUGUCCAUUUCACACAAAAUUCAUAUUUAGUUUCAGCAAAUAUUUGAAUGACUUCUGUGCAUCCUUUUCAUGGAGUUAAAACCAGAAUCCAUGCCAUUAGAAAAUGGAAGAUAGGAUGUAGGAGUACGUUCUGAACAUUCUCUCCAAUCAUUCCUUAAAUCAUCCUUUACUGUUGCAAAUUUAGCUGAUAUUAAAUCCCUUUGGUUUAUGGAUUAGAUACUUGACCUACUUGGAAUGGCUUCUCUCUGUGCUCCUGGUUUAAAGCAUUAUGCCAUUUUAGUGGCUCAUUUAAAUUUCUUCUAUUCUCAUAAUGAUGGUAGAGCUCUAAAAUCAGUUCAGUAUUUUAAUUUUUCACAGGUAACUUGAUUUUAGUCUACAAAGAAUUCAACUUUUCUGUGUUCCCUAACUCUAAGCUUAUGGGUAUAUUACCUGGUCAAGACCUUGAAAGGUUUUUGUGUUCUCUGUUCAUAGGAUUUUAUUCCUUUAAAUCAGAGUUUCUCAGUCUUGGCCCUAUUAACAUGUUGGGUUGGAUGAUAUUGUCCUGUGUAUUACAGGAUGUUUAACAACAUAUCUGGCUUCUCCUCAUUAGAUGCCAGUAGAACCCCCUGCUUAGUUGUAACAACCACAAAUGUCUUCAGACAUUACCAUCUGUCCCUUCUGGCAGGGGCAUAGGAGCAAAUCUGCCCCUGGUGAAGAACCAGUGCUUUAUACUAAUAUUCCUUUUGUCCAGGGUGCAUUAUUUUCACUCCGUAGUCACAUAUGCCACCUGAGUUAUUAUAUGCGAGAAGGUGUCGUAUUUAAUAAUCAUGGGUGGAACGAAAAUGUUCCUUGGUGUUUUCCUCUUUGGUAAUGGUCAUUUUAAUAAUUUUCAUAUAACACUAGAAACUCAGGGCUGGAAGGUUCAACUUAUAUUUUUCAGCAGGGUCUCAACUUCUAUUUCUUAGCACUCUUGCUUUUCUUAGGACAGUAAUUAUUAACCUACCUCUCUCUUACUCUAACAGAACUCAACUUUAUGGUAGAUUUUUCUUUAUCUCUAAAGUUGAACUUUUUGAGUGUACUUUUAGAAAAUGGGUCAUUCUUUUAAGUGUUCAUUCUUUAAAUGUUCCUUCAUUGUCCACUAAUGCAUAGAAUUUUCCAGACUGUAGCAGUCAUUAAAUACAGAAAAGUAUUAUAUAAAAUUUGGCAAAAUUUGGCAAUCAGAUGUGAAAGUUAGCUGGUAUAGACACCAAUUUUGAAUGUGAUCAGAGGAAUGUCUGAUCAUGAUAGUUGGUCACUAACUCGGUAUAGUUAUAAGAUACUUAAAUGUGGUUCUUGUGAGGAAAAAGAAAUUUUGGCUUGAAUAGAUGCUUCUUCUUAUACCUUUUACCAGUGGUCUGAAGUAGAGUAACAGAGAAUAAGAAAUGAAUCUUAACUGUUGACUUAUUCUCAAAAUCGGUGAUGUGUAAGUGGAAUGGAAGAUUGUUUAUCUCUCUGACCCAGAAUCUUCUACCUGGGUUUUUCUUAAGAUUAAAUGGAAGAAGUGUAGGGUCUAGAAAGGUUGGAUUUAAUCAUUAACUUUUUAAAAAUUGAUGUGUGUUGGGGAGGAGGAGUGUCAAAGUAUCGAUCAUAUGAGUAGUUAGUGUCUCUCUGACUGCAGUCUGUCAGUUUGUGAAGACCUUACUUUGUAAGUAUUGGUAAAGGGAGGAAACUAACUGCUGAAAUGAAAGUUAUUCUUUAACUGAAAUUAAUUCCCUUGGCACACAUUUUCUUUAUUUAGGUGGCUUAAUGGGUCUGUGAAAAAUUAAAUACUUUAAUAAGAUUCGGUGUAAUGGAUUUGGUGCUUCCGUCACAGCUAACUUGACCGUAUUCCUUUAUCUUCACUCCGGCAUGAGGUUUUGGUUUUUGUUUUUGUAAAACCAUAAAAUAGGUGCAAUUAAAAAAAGGGUGUGUUUUAAAAAAAAAAAUCACUGAACUUUUAGAAAUCCCACAUCUAAAUCUCUAUCCCUGCCUUUUUAUAAGCUAAUGACUACAAAGGAAGAAAACUGAAAGAAAAAAAAAUGAGACAGAGUCUUACUUUUUUUCUAAACUA
Molecule: messenger RNA, 4986 nt
Organism: Lutra lutra (Eurasian river otter)
Lineage: Eukaryota; Metazoa; Chordata; Mammalia; Carnivora; Mustelidae
Gene: DNAL1
Product: dynein axonemal light chain 1
Exons: 8
Coding region: 184-894 (236 amino acids)
Cellular component (GO): cytoplasm
Molecular function (GO): protein kinase binding
Source: RefSeq, a predicted model, not a curated record